AUUCAUCAGGGAGUUUCUGGAGGGGAGGCAUUUGUUAUUGGCUGUCUCCGGACCUCAAGGAUAACAUUCCUGUCCUUUCCAUUGGCCGCCCCGCUGCUGCAAGCCUCUUCCCGUCUUAUUUUGAUGAUGAAUAUGAAGGCAUGCUAAGCUGUGCCGGAGAGCAGCUCUCGCCGACUACACUCCCACCCCGGGCUCAAGGACUCCAGAGCUCCCCGGCUGCUUCCCCUGCCCACUGCCAGCAGCAGCAGCAGCAGCAAGAGCAGCAGCAGCAGCAGCAGCAGCAGCAACGCCAAAAGUUGUGAUGCUUUUCUUCACCCAGUGCUUUGGGGCUGUGUUAGAUCUUAUUCACCUGCGGUUUCAGCACUACAAGGCAAAGAGGGUUUUCUCAGCUGCUGGGCAACUUGUCUGCGUCGUCAACCCAACACACAGCCUCAAGUAUGCACCGACCCGCUGUGCAGCUGCGCAGGCGUCCACGGAGCAAGGCAUCCUUCCUCCCUGCCAUCACCACGAAGUGGUGCAUGACCCCCAGCUGGUCCCCUGCACAUGCCCACUCUUCUCCUGCCCGUGGGAAGGGCAUCUGGAGGUGGUGGUGUCCCACCUGAGGCAGACCCACCGCAUCAACAUCCUCCAGGGCGCGGAGAUUGUCUUCCUGGCCACGGACAUGCACCUGCCCGCACCCACGGACUGGAUCAUCAUGCACUCUUGCCUUGGCCACCAGUUUUUGCUGGUCCUCAGGAAGCAGGAGAAGUAUGAGGGCCACCCCCAGUUCUUUGCCACGAUGAUGCUGAUCGGCACGCCCACCCAGGCCAACAACUUCACCUACCGGCUGGAGCUCAACAGGAACCAGAGGCGCCUCAAGUGGGAGGCGACCCCCAGGUCAAUCCUGGAGUGCGUUGACUCUGUCAUUUCGGACGGGGAUUGCCUUGUGCUGAACACUUCCCUGGCUCAACUCUUUUCUGACAAUGGAAGCCUAGCGAUAGGAAUUGCGAUAACCACCAGCAAAGCUCACAGCUCCGAAGCUGAAAUGUGAUGGGGAGGAGGAAGAGGAGGAGGAACAACAGCAACAACAAUGGUGCUCUAGCUGCCUUCUGGGAGCCAGAACUCGUGGACUUUUUAUGGGGGGGUCUCGGGUCUUUUAUGGUAUUUAGUACUCGUCCACAGUGGGCAUUAUGUAAACAUCCCGUGGUUACGGUCCCUGCGUCAUGUAUUUACCAUUUUGCUAAUACAAUUUUAUGAGAAAUUUUAAAGAGGCUAAUCAAUUUAUUGUCACCGUCCAGCAGCACUGGAAACAACACUUGUCAAUGAAAAGUGCACCCAGGGUGACUUGCAGAAACCUUUGGUCUGACCAUGCUAUGCAAAUAUGUUUCCUUCAUUGCCUGCCUAAUGGACCAGAGGUAUUCCACAACGGGACAAGAGCACCCAGGUUUCCAUAUUAGUGAGAGUGACUUAACUCCUGUAUUUUGGGCAAAGCCAAGCCCUGCAGGAGGUGGCAGUUUCAGAGCUCCCUUCAGCUUCUGAGGAAACAACUUUCUCACCCAAACAGUGAAAGCUUAGAAGAAAAAGUCACCCCUUCUGCUGAGCAGAGGGCUUGGAAGCCUCAUCCUGCAUUAAACUGGGAGUGGCAGCUAGUGGUUGGUCACUGUGAGCAUGGUUAAAUCUCACUCUCGUAUCAUAAACAGCAGGGAGAGAUUGCUAGAUGGUCUGGCCGGGGGAUGGAUAUAACCAUACCCAGCCAUUGGGGCAUUCAUCUUUUUAGCUGCUGUUUCUUUAAGCAUUCAAAAAGAGAUUUUCAGAAAAUAAAGCAUAAGAAGGGUCUUAAGCUGGAUACUGAUCUUGCUACUGAAUUCUGUGCCAGUUAGACCCUCAGUUUGUGCUGCUAAAUAUUGAUGCACAGCAAUAUAGAUAGGACACCUAUUUGUAAAUGUGCUUUGAGAUUUGACAGGCACUUCUUUGAAAAAAAACUCAACAAUUUUUUGCCUUGCAUACAUUUGGUGGGGUGGUGGUGGUGAGGGGUGACUGUCGCUUUCUUCUCCUGAGGGUGUUUCACACACAGUGAUGGUCACAAAAAGACACA
Messenger RNA from Motacilla alba alba, 2074 nucleotides. RefSeq names its product siah E3 ubiquitin protein ligase family member 3 (gene SIAH3). The transcript is spliced from 2 exons. Lineage: Eukaryota; Metazoa; Chordata; Aves; Passeriformes; Motacillidae. Gene Ontology annotation, biological process: multicellular organism development; proteasome-mediated ubiquitin-dependent protein catabolic process. The record is from RefSeq and is a predicted model, not a curated record. Bases 302 to 1030 code for a protein of 242 amino acids. Gene Ontology annotation, molecular function: ubiquitin conjugating enzyme binding; ubiquitin protein ligase activity. Gene Ontology annotation, cellular component: cytoplasm.